Molecule: messenger RNA, 1671 nt
Organism: Carassius auratus (goldfish)
Lineage: Eukaryota; Metazoa; Chordata; Actinopteri; Cypriniformes; Cyprinidae
Gene: ahrra
Product: aryl-hydrocarbon receptor repressor a
Biological process (GO): xenobiotic metabolic process; regulation of transcription by RNA polymerase II; response to xenobiotic stimulus
Cellular component (GO): transcription regulator complex; cytoplasm; aryl hydrocarbon receptor complex
Molecular function (GO): transcription cis-regulatory region binding; protein dimerization activity; nuclear receptor activity
Source: RefSeq, a predicted model, not a curated record
ACACACACAUAAACUCUCUGUCUCUCUCUCACACACACACACACACACACACACACACACACGAGUCUCUGCUGCAGCUCAUUCUGCGCUCGAUCAUCACACAGCAGAGCAUCUGUUGGUGAAGAUGAUUCCUCCUGGAGACUGUCUGUACGCGGGGAGGAAGAGGAGGAAACCCGUCCAGAAACACAGAAAACCAGCAGCAGUGACGGGGAAGUCGAACCCGUCGAAGCGGCACCGUGAGCGUCUGAACGCUGAGCUGGAGCGACUCGCCGGACUGCUGCCCUUCUCCCCAGAGAUCAUCUCCAAACUGGACAAACUGUCCGUCCUGCGUCUGAGCGUCAGCUACCUGCGGGUCAAGAGCUUCUUCAGCACUGCUCACGAGAAACACCUGAACGGGAAAGAGAGCGACACGACAGCCAGCAGUGCCCCUGAGAGUCAUCUGCUGCUAGAGGUGAAGGUUUCGUGUUCAGCAGUUUGUUUCAGUCUGAGUCGGGUGACGUUCCUCCGGAGUUCUCCUGCUUCCUGAACCGCUGCUUCCUCCUGCGCGUGCGCUGCUUACUGGACAGCAGCUCCGGAUUCCUGACGAUGCAGUUUCAGGGAAGACUGAAGCUCCUUCACGGUCAGAGGAAGAAGACGUCGUCCGGAGCGCUUCUGCCUCCUCAGCUGGCUCUGUUCUGCGUCGCUGUGCCUCUGCUCCUGCCCUCCAUCACUGAGAUGAAGAUGAAGAGUGGCGUGAUGAAGGGCAAACACAGGAACCCCGGCGUCCUCACCUCGUUAGAUCACAAUGACAGAGACGAUCCUCUCAGUCGUCCACACAUGAGCCAAGACAGCAUCAAGUACAAGAGCGAAGGUCACUACGGUCCAGACGAGCCUGUGAUCUUCUGCAGGUCGAGCGGUCAGAGCCUGGACUGCGGCGCGUGGCCCGUGAGAAGCUCCUCGGUCCGGACGGUCGACCUGCUGCCCGGCGCUCGGCUCUGCAGACACACGCAUCGAUCAGACUCUGGAUAUUACAGUCACAGAGCUGAGGCGUACGACGACUACAGCAUCAAGAGCGAGAACUUCUGCUACGAAGCUCCCGGCGAGGGAUACGACACACACGUGAUGCUGGAGCCGCCCAUAAAGAUGGAGCAAGACUCGGACUCGGAGAACGGCUGCGGACGGCCCUGGACGGAUGGGGAGAGUUACCUGAGCGGCUGUGACGGUGUGCAGAUGAAAGCGGAGGGUGGAUACGGAGAGCAGUAUUCCUGCCAGAGGAUGAAGGGAACCACGUACAGCAGUCACUAUUCCUCGAACACUUACAGCGGGACGCGAGCACUCAAGAGCGUCCUGAACAGAGAAGCACUGACCUCACAGUGUGUGGACGCCUACGCUGCUGACUACAAAGAGUACGUACAGCACGACUACAAAACGGGUUAUGAGUUCAAAGGUCACGGGCUGCUUCACUGCAUCAAACAGGAGCCGGCUGACGCUCCGCUGUGGCUCGACGUCUCCAGCAGCGGCUCGAGGAUCAACAUGAGCGGCACACACCGGAGCAACCCCUGCGUCUUCAUGCAGUAGAGCUCCACCUUCAGUCUCAGUCUGGACACUCAUGUGCUGCCUUUCAACACACAGUCAUCGUGUUACACACACACACACACACACACACACACUCACACACACACACUCACACAC